AUUAUUUUUAAUCGAUGUUUUCCUAAAUAAUUCUUAUUAUUUAUUUCUUGGUUUUGGAUUUAGUUCUUUUAUGUAUUUUUUUAUUUUUUGUUUCUUGAAAAUUCAACAGUAUCCAUUCUUUAGCACUCUUUAUCAAAUUACAAUAAUUAAUUUUUUAGAUCUUCCCAUUUUUUUAACCGUAACUUAGUCGAGAACUAAGGAGAAGAAAGGACUUUUUAAAUUGGAAAGACAAAUUAUACUCCACAAAAAGAAAAUAAUGGCCCCUCCAAGUUUUUCUGAUCUGGGAAAGCAGGCUAGAGAUGUAUUUAAUAAAAAUUAUAAUUAUAGUUUUGUUAAACUUGAUUGUAAAACCAAAACCAGUGGAGGGAUGGAUUUUAGUGUGAGUGGUUCUUCAAAUAUUGAAACUGGAAAAGUGGUUUCAUCACUUGAAUCUAAAUACAAAGUGCCAGAAUAUGGCUUAACAAUGAGGGAGAAAUGGAGUACUGACAAUGUGCUUUUAACUGAAAUUUCUGUUGAAGACAAACCAAUUAAGGGAUGCAAGCUCUCAGUUGAUGGUAGUUUAGUUCCUCUUACUGGGAAGAAGUCUGCAACUGUUAAAAGUGCUGCAAAACUUGAAAACCUUAACCUUAAUGUAGAUUUGGAUGUUGAUAUGAAAACUCCUGUGUGGCAUGUUGCAGCUGUGAUGGGCCUUCGUGGUUGGCUUGUUGGAGGUCAAGCUUCAGUUAAUGCCUGCAAAGGAAAUAUAUUGAGAAAUACCUUUGCUGUUGGAUAUGCCACAGAUGACUUUGUUCUACAUACUAACGUAAAUGAUGGGCAAGAGUUUGGUGGAUCAGUUUACCAAAAAGUAAAUGAAAAUCUAGAAACUGGAGUUCAGCUAGCUUGGUCAUCUGGCAAUAAUGCCACUUCCUUUGGCCUAGGAUGUGUUUACAGCAUUGAUAAAGACACUUCUUUAAGGGCAAAGGUGAAUAACUCCAGCCAGAUUGGAUUAGGCCUAUCUCAUCGAUUAAGACAAGGUAUUCAGCUAACAUUAUCAGCAAUGGUAGAUGGCAGAAGCUUUAAUCAAGGAGGACAUAAACUUGGUCUUGGUUUAGAUUUUGAAGCUUAAAACUCAGUAUUUUCAGCCAAAUAUUUCAGUCAUUGCUAUUUAUUUUCUGUUCGGGUUAGAAUACGUAAAAAAAAAUAUAAUUAUCAUUGCAUUUGAGACACUGUCAGUGUUUGGCAUUUAUUGUGGAAUAGUGAAGUAUUAGAUUUAUCUUUUAUUAUAUCUAUGUUUUUAGAUAUUUUUUUUUAAUGCUAGAGUAUUAUCUAAACUUUCUGAAAAUUGUUAUUUAACAAUGUGAUUAGUUUCUAUUUUAAAAUUUUACUGGUAGCAAAAAAAUAUUUAUUAAGAAAGAGUAUUUACUUUAAAACUAGUCUUUUAUCAUUUCUUUAUAUUUUUCAAUGUGCUGCUGUAAAAUAUCCACUUAUAUGCCUCAUAUAAAGCUGUACAAUAAAUAUCUGUAAUUAAAUGUUCUUCAUAAACAACCUUUGAUUAUUUAAUCCUAAUUUCAUAUUUAGUAUCAAAAUUCUUUUCAUAUACGUUACAAAAUGUAUGGUUAAAAUCAUGUGUCUAUGUGUUAUUUAACUACCUUAUAAGAUCUGAUUAUAAUUGUAUUGCACAUACUUAAAUUAAUGAUUAUUUUUACAAUUUCAGCUAAGGCUGUCUCUAAAUUUGUUCUCGUCCAUGUUUUUUCAGUGCACUGCAAUAUAAUAGUUGUAAUAAAUAUUUGAUUCAAAAUA
Parasteatoda tepidariorum (common house spider) is the source of this 1779-nucleotide messenger RNA. Its product is annotated as non-selective voltage-gated ion channel VDAC2. Gene Ontology annotation, biological process: monoatomic anion transmembrane transport. Gene Ontology annotation, cellular component: mitochondrial outer membrane. Gene Ontology annotation, molecular function: voltage-gated monoatomic anion channel activity. Lineage: Eukaryota; Metazoa; Arthropoda; Arachnida; Araneae; Theridiidae. The record is from RefSeq and is a predicted model, not a curated record.